CGGGCAACGACGUCGGGCGUCGCCGUUGCGUCGAUAUGCGCGACCGUUUCUCGGCGCGUCGCCACGUCGCCGAGAAGUACUACGAUUGCCUGCAGUGCGCCGAGCAGUGCCGUCACGCGGACAGCAACAGCAAUGCAGCGGCCAACGGCAGGAGCAACGGCUACAACAACAACAACAACGGCAAGAACAACAGCGACGGUCUGCGGAUUCGCGAUGAUCAUCUAGGGGACGAGCUGUACCUCGACGAGGAGGCCGCGUCGUCGCCGAUGCAGCUCAGGAGAAUUCGCAGCCCGAGAAGUAGCACGAGCAGCAAGUCCCUGAUGAGGCAUCAUCAGUCCGGGCACCUUACGCCGGUCAAGAAGAGGUCCUCGCUGGCCCGACCGGUUCGCGUUCACGACUCCUUCGUGCAGCCCAGGCGCCCGAUGGCCGAGGAGGACAGUCCAUAUCCGCAGGAUCAGCAGCAGCAGCAGCAGCAGCAGCAGACGAGCAGCUCGUGCAAGAACCCGUGGUGGUGGGAGCGUCGAGAUCACCAGGAGCCUAACACGUCGAGCUACACCUAUCACCGGGACACGGAGGACGGGAGCGCCGGUUGGCCUAUUCGCCUGCGGCUCGAGCAGAUGCUCGAGCUGACGCUGCCGCAGACCAAGCGCAAGAAGAAGAAAAAAAAGAAGAAGAAAACGACGGCGACGGCGACGGCGACGAUGAUGCUGAUGAAGCAGCAGCAGCGCGGCAAGCACGGCUUCAAGGAUACCGAGAGGCUCCUCAAGGUACUCAGCAUUAACAAUGUGGACCAAGAUAAUAGGUACAACGUCAAACGAUGUUCCGUCAUGUAGAGAUUAGCGGUAAAAGAGAAGCGGAGAGAAAGGGAGAGGAGAAAAGGAAAGAGGAACAAGCAAAAAAAAAUAAAUUAAAAUAAGCGUGUAACAGACUUCUUAAAGAAAACCACCGUAGGACUCUGAUACGCUCGUAUCCGGAGAAUCCUGCUUUCGGGCGUUACUCGCGGCCCCGAGUGGAGCCGCGAAGAUCGAGGCUCCCCGUGUGCUCGCACUUGAUAAUUUCUCGGUAAGUUUUUUUUUUUGUUUUUGUUUCAUUUGAAGUCUCUCUCUGUUUCAGUUAAGUAGAACAGUGGGGAGAAACAAAAAGGUCGCAGCGCGACAGAAAUACUUACCCGUUGUUGCAUUUAUCUUCGUGUCUCUUGUUUAUCUACGCAAUUUUUCUCACGCGUAAUGAAGUUCUCGUUUUUAUUCCUCGUUUUAAUUAACUUUUACCGUCAUAGACGGUAAGUCCACUUUUGCAGUAAACACAGGUAAACACUUGUGUGUCAGAAGGAAAGGAAUUCUGGAUUCAUUUCAGUUUCCUUGUUUCUCUAGUUAUAAUUCGCAAUUUGUUUCAAUUUCUCAAGUGUCGUUAAGGAUAAGUAUUGAUAAUAAGAAAACGUUUAUUCCGAAGCGACGCCAUUCGCGGCCGCGAUAACGCGCAAAGCACUUAGUGAACAGAAGCCGUUUUCCGUUUUUCGUUCUUCCCUUUUCUCGGUUUAGAGGUAGAUAUUAUCCUCCUUUCUAGCUGCGCAUCCGACCCGCCGCGCCGCUCCGGCAUCUCCGUGAGCCAAUAUCACCUUUAUUGCUUUGACCGAACAUUUUUACUUUUAUAGAACGAAGUGGUCAGUGUGUCUCGCGACCCGAAAAAGAAAGCUUAUAUAGCAGCGUUCCCCGUCAUUAUUACCGCGUUUGCAGUGUGAGAAUGUAUUCGCGUCGUCGCUUGAUUUUAGAAGUCGAAUUGUCCAUUCUAUCUCUAUAUACGCAAAUCGUACCUACGAGAUCGCGCGGAGCGCCAAUUAAUCGUUCGCACCCGCAUUCGUUCGCCCGCGAGAGCGAACCGAAGUUUGAAGCCGAGGAGACGGAGAGGAAAGAGAGAAAGUAUAAUACCAAUUUUUUCAUUCCACUAAACUGCCUGGGAUCAUCGCGGACGCUAAAAUCGCGAGCUCCUCCCAAGUUUCGUGCGGCACAGCACCACUCCGAAUUAUUUUUUAUAUAUCGAGAGGAACACCAAAACGGUAUAUCUACAACGUGUGUCGAUGCGCGAAAGUUGAAGUAUUCGCUUUGCGAAUCGCUCCGUUUGCGAUUGGAGAAACGAGUGGAUGAAGGAAGUACAUCACAACCGCGAUGUAGGGAGAAAGUAGUAGCUUCGAGGAAGUAAAGUUCCAAACGCGGAGUUUCCUACGUUGGUGCUCUUUAGUCGUUUCACGUUUUUGUUUUAAAACGAAUUUAAAAUACUUUAUGUUUCUGCUAAUUAUCGAUUCUAUAUAACCUGAUUGAUUUAACUUUUAGUCGAUCGCGUUAUUAAAUUAAUAACGAAUGUGAGUUUGUAUUCGUAAAAACGAAUAAGAUUUCGUGAUAUAUUUCCUGCGUUCUCUCAGCUCUUCGAGUUGUCUCGUUAACGGCGAUCGUCCAGAGGAGAGCAGCACACAAGUACCUACAAGCAACGGAUAUAUAUAUAUGUAUGUGUAUAUGUAUAUGUAUAUGUAUAUGUAUACGUAUAUAUAUAUAAACAUAUAAUAUACACGCGUAAUCCAAGUGCCAUAUUGCGUCGCGGCAGCAUUGAAGCCUGUAAAACCUAAGCAUUUGAAUGAAUACGUUCCAGUAUUAAGUGACACAACAAACAAACAAGGUGUGUGUAUGUGUGCGCAUGUGUGUGUAUGUGUAUGUAAGAUUCGACGUAAUUCGUGAUACGCGAUGAUUCGAGAUACGCACCUCCCCCUCGUCGUGUCGUAGGCGCAACCCGCACGCAUGUAUAAAUAAAAAUAGAAUAAAGCGAACCCUUCCUCUGUCCGCGAGCGAACGUCACGAGGGAGAAGAAGAGUCCGGUUCGCGCGUUGAGCUCACUGCGCGUUAAAACGUCGUACGAUCCAAACGAAACGAUGAUAGGUGAGCGCGGUGCUAAUCUUGAUCGGAUUCUUCACUAAUUUACAAUCGUCAAAGGACGAAACCAAAAGAUCUUUUUCGAUAUUUACAACUUAAUUUGUUUUCUAGUUGCUAAUUUGCAUUUCUUAUUCGCGACUCUCUGCGUUAUUCAAGGAGUGCAUUUAGGGAGCAUUUAUGGGAGUUCGACAUGCGCGCGGAUAAUCGUAGACCUAGAGGUGUCAAGCGAAAUUAGGUACACUCGGAUACCGCGUUUCGUUAUAUAUCAUUAUAUAUAUAUAUAUAUUGCAAUGUAUUCUCACGAGUGCGCCCUUCCUUCGUUAACACUGUCGGAUUAUCAGCUAUAGUAGAGACGUAAAAGCUAUUGCAGAGCUACCGCUCCCAGUAUUUUGUAAAAGGUAAGAAGUACGUAUUUACGCGUUUACGCUACGCAUCCACCGCACCGGGCGUUCAGCGUGAUCAGGAGCAGAUCGCGAUAAAUUUUGCGAUAAGACGAUUAGAUUUACCGGCGGCUCACCGUGUGCGUAUCUUAAUUUUUUUUUUCUUCUUUUUUUUCCGUUCACGGUUUCACUGUGCCGAGAGAUAGGAGAGGAGGGUUUUUGACUCGAACCGGCGUGAGAAUGGCUGCGGAUUUAUUAACUGUAUCCGGUUUGACGUAAUCCUCGAUGUUGGAUAUGUUAACGAGUCUAUAGUCCGUUUACAGAUGAACCUUUAUUAUACACCUGUGCAAAUGUAUCGUUUGGCCGGAAAAAUAGACUGCACGAAAAAAUAUAUAUAUAUUAUCUAUAUGAAAAGGUA
Monomorium pharaonis (pharaoh ant) is the source of this 3716-nucleotide messenger RNA. RefSeq names its product myb-like protein AA. The coding region runs from base 36 to 833 and encodes 265 amino acids. The record is from RefSeq and is a predicted model, not a curated record. The transcript has a single exon. Lineage: Eukaryota; Metazoa; Arthropoda; Insecta; Hymenoptera; Formicidae.